AUAGAGAACGAAGCAAAAGCAUCCGCAUAAAAACACCUAACGAGGGGUAUUCCGAACCUACUCGUACUUCUUAUCACAGGCUCACUUAUUUAAGCAUUUUGUUUUCACACUUCAACUGUGAAGGUUAUGAAGAUAUAAAAUAAUGUAAUUAAUUAUUGUGGAUUUUUUUUCGUUUUUUUUUUCAAUACGUCGCACGGAACGUUGACGUGAUUUCCUUUUCGGUGUGUUCUUUAAAAAAAUAAUUUUAAUAUCAUUGGUGAAUUGUUUUUCCUUCGAGUUUAAUAAUUUUAUGGAACACGUGGGUGAAAAGAAUCACACCAUUUGUAGGACGAGAUAGACAAAGACGUUGGCAUGAUUGACAAACUUCAUCCAUAAAGACAGCAAUGUUGACAACGAAAACACCUCAUACUCCCAGAACUGCGAAUGAAUCGAUGGAAAAUUUCAUCGUCGAUAUUACGAGUAAUUUAGACUACCGCAAAUGUCAAUAUCAAUACCUAUCUCACAAAACAAUAACCAACGGCCAAAAUGGAUAAACUCAGCAUCGACGUUUAUCAUAUAAUGUCCAGAAUGAACAUAAGCGAUAAUUUGAUCAAUGAGACGUUUAAAGAUAUUAUGGCGCGUAUGCCACCAAGCCGAGAACAAGUUCUGGAAGAAUGUCACAAAUGGACUUACGUCUUGGACAUGUUUUACCGGUACUACGUGCCAAUUUUGAGCCUUUGCGGAAUCAUAGGUAAUCUGCUAUCGUAUCUAGUAUUUUUGAACACGUAUUUGAAAAUGCGAAGCUCCAGUUACUAUUUGGCAGCUCUAUCAGCGGCUGAUUUCGGUUUCCUGUCAUCUAUCACGCUAGUAUGGAUUAAUGACAAUCUGGGCAUUCCAGUUUUCAACCAAGACGGCUGGUGUCAGUUGAUGAUCUAUAUAAGCUCGAAUUGCAGCUUCCUCAGCGUCUGGUUGAUAGUUGCAUUCACGGUGGAACGAUUUAUAGCCGUGCAAUAUCCGCUUCAUAGGCCACGCGUAUGCACCAUAUCCAGAGCGAAAUGUAUAGUUAGCAUAUUAGUGAGCGUGUCUUUGAUAACCCAUUCGUAUACUUUUUUCACCGCCGGUGUCGAAGGUGACAAUUGCGAUUUAAGAGAGACCUAUCACGAACUGAUGGGGGUCAUCAAUAUUGUCGAUACGCUAGUUACUCUCAUAAUACCGGUCGGGUUGAUCAUAAUAAUGAACGCCAUGAUAGCGAAAAAUUUAUUCCAAUUUAGUAAACAUUUCCGUCGACAUAAUGGGGCCAGUUCGAAUCGAAGCGAUGCCCAACUCUGUCCAACUGUGUUACAAACUUUUUUCUGUUCAAAGUCGACAAGUUCGAAUAGCAACCGACCCAGACGAACGAUGGCUAUCAGAAUGUCAGCAAUUGGUAACGAAGAUUCUGUGCAUUCUUCGUACAGCGAAUGUAGAGCCCAAUCAAUUUUUCAACAAUAUCCAAACGUAGUAAACACUGUCGCUGCGAACAAUAGCUGCCAAUCAGCUACAGCUCGAUGCGUCCACAUACAAGUAUCGUGCGGAAAUCUAAUGUCAACGAGAACUCAACAAAGCAUCACAAAAAUGCUACUUUUAGUUUCCACCGUAUUCGUUUCGUUGAAUUUUCCCAGCUAUAUCAUUCGGUUGUACAUCUUUUUUCGAUAUUCCAUGUGGCGAUCAGAUCCCCCUGGAUAUUUAUGGUGUGCCCAACAAUUAUUCAUGCUGUUAUACUACACAAAUUUCAGUAUAAAUUUUUUAUUAUAUAGUAUGUGCGGAAUCACGUUUCGUCGUUGUUUAUUUCAACUACUGAGAAAUUUCUUUAAGAAGAUAACUUCACAUAGGAUGUGUAUGUAGUUACCAAGUUAGUUAACAUAAAAAUUGUACAUAAUUAUACCUCGGAUAAGUACUCAAGUUGUAAGUACAUUUUUUACACGUUUGUUUGACAUCGUAUACUUUACAUGUAAUGUAUAUUUUGUAAAAAAUUGAAAAAUGAUUCAAACCGAUUCAAUUUUAAUGCACUCGAGUACCAAUUUAUUUUUUAAUUAAGUGUGUGUUAAUUCAACAAAUGUUUGUAACAACAAAAAUAUAAAUCUAAUUUUUUA
Molecule: messenger RNA, 2108 nt
Organism: Planococcus citri (citrus mealybug)
Lineage: Eukaryota; Metazoa; Arthropoda; Insecta; Hemiptera; Pseudococcidae
Exons: 5
Coding region: 526-1860 (444 amino acids)
Biological process (GO): G protein-coupled receptor signaling pathway
Cellular component (GO): plasma membrane
Molecular function (GO): G protein-coupled receptor activity
Source: RefSeq, a predicted model, not a curated record